Messenger RNA from Helianthus annuus (common sunflower), 3141 nucleotides. RefSeq lists its product as uncharacterized. NCBI's taxonomy places the organism in Eukaryota, Viridiplantae, Streptophyta, Magnoliopsida, Asterales, Asteraceae. The record is from RefSeq and is a predicted model, not a curated record. The coding region runs from base 1 to 3141 and encodes 1046 amino acids. The transcript is spliced from 5 exons.
AUGGAAGAAUUCAUGAAUCCCUUCAGUGAGAUGUAUGCUUUCGCGGGUAAUUCCGGAGACGAUACUUCCAAUCGUUCAAAUGAUAGUCCGAACCCAAAGAAAACUUUAUCCGAUGCCUUAAGCGUUGAAAGCGCAUAUGGUACCUACAACAAACCCCCAAAGCUAAUGGCAAUCGAAGAAUAUAAUCGGUGGGCAAAAACAUUCGAAGAAUGGCUGAAAGCUUUCGCAUAUCAGAGCUGGAAGAACUUAAAGAACGGUUAUGCUUCAGAAAGACAAGAUUGUGAGAAUUUGUCAGAAGGAGAAGAAGUAGAGAACUAUAUAGCUGAACAAAAAUGCAUUGCUUUGGUUCACCAGUCCGUAAGAGACGACAUUAUUUCACUCAUUGAAUACACAAACGCAAAAGAUCUAUGGGAAAAGUUAAAUAAAAAAUGUGUAGGAAGUGCAGAAAUAAUCAAAAACAAAAAGAAAUUGCUGCGAAAGGAGUUUGAUUUGUUCGGAUGCUUAAAAGGUGAAUCUGUUUGUAAAAUGAUUGAAAGAUUUGGACACUUAAAGUUGGAAUUGGUGAGGCACGGAAUAAACUAUCCUCAAGAGGAGCUAGUUGACAAACUGUUCGAUUCACUACCAGAAGAGAUGGAUUGGCAGUACUAUGCACUGAUGUUAAAGAACACAAUCAAAGCUGAAAGUUUGACCGUCGACUUGCUGAUUGAAAGACUAGAAAGUCAUGAAUUGGAGAUAAAGAAAACACACAAAAUAAAUCAUUCAUCAUACCAACAAAACAUGGAGUUGUACUAUCUAAAGAGUAUGAUUCCCAAGAAUGUUUCUCCAAGAACUGCUUUCUCCGCUGAAAACACAAACACUUCAAGUAAAGAAAGUCCAAGUUCAAACAGUGGUUUUCAUGGAGGUUUUUCAGCCAAUACUCCAAGUCAGGGAUCUUCUUCAAAUUCUUCAAGUCAACAACAAUCUGUUCCUAAGAACGCGUUUUCUUGCAACAUUGCGAUAGAUUUGAAGAAUGCUCAAAAUUUUGAUGAGGAAUCGGCCAAACAGCAGAUGAUCUUUCUAGCAUCUGUGUUGGAGUCGUACGAAGGGUUAGUAGCCGGGAAGAUAGAAAACCCUUUCAGAGAUGAUUAUUACAAGAGAGCAAUCUAUCACCAGAAUAAAUCUGAGCCACCUAGAUUGAAGCAAGUUGAAGACAACAAAGAGAAGUCGAGAGCUCUUGCCAUGAUCCAUGAUGACGAAGGUUAUGAUUGGAGCGAGCUAUUGCCUGAAGAAGAUGCGGUGGGUUAUGCAUUCGUGACGAAGAUUAUUCCUUUUAAAGAUAUUAGAACUGAAGAAGAAAAACUCGUCAACCGAAGAAUGAAAGCCCAAACCAGAAUGAACAGAAUUUAUAACACUUACAAAGAAGCAAAAAGAGCAAAAAGGUGGGAUGCCGACAGAGAAUGUUACCUUGAUCCACAAGGAAACAUUGCAGUUAACCCAGAUUCCAUCAGUGUUGAUGCUCUUACACAACAAUUUGCCGAGGAAGAAGAAGCUAGACAAAGAGAAUGGUGGGGAGGUGGUGAAGAGAAACAAGUAGAGAAAGAUGAAAAGGUCAAAGAAGCAGAACAGAAGCCAAAGUCAAAGAAUGCUGAUGAUGGGAUCAUUGAUACAUCGCAAGAGCUAACAGCAGAAAACUUGAGGAAGAUGGCUGAAAAAGUUCUUGCAGCAAAAGAACUUGAGUGCAAAGUUUGUAGUACAAUCACUUACCUCAGUGGUAAGAAGAUUGAAGAGUUGACUAGUAAAGUCAAAAGUGUUGAAAAUCAAAUCUUAAACCGUGACAAAAUGCUGAAAGCUUCGAAUGAUAGAUCAAAAGAAUUAGCUGAUAAAAUUGAAAAUGAUAAAAAUGACAUUGAAAGAAUAAGAAAAGAAAAUGAAAAGUUGAUUCUUGAAAGUCGGGUUCUUAGAGUAAAAGAAGAGUUAAUUAACCAACAACUUGAUGAAAUUGCGAAAUUAAAGCUUCAGUUUGAAGAAGCUAAAAUUGAAAAUGAACGUAUUAAUCUGAAACUGAGCAGUUACAACUCUGCAAGCUUUGUUUUGCAACACAUUGUUCCAAAACCCAUUGGAAAAACCAAAGCUGGCGAAGAUGUAUACUGUGAUGGAACUGGAGUGGGGUUUCAUCAAGUUCCGCCACCUGUUCUAAACAAUUUUUCAAAGAAGCAAUCUGGGUUGGUUAAUGAUGAUAUUGAAACAAAUGAGAUAAAACUGCCAGAAUCAAUUGAUGUGACAUUUUCUUCAUCAUCAUCAUCCGAUGACAGUGUUCAAACUGAGAUCAUAAAAGGCAUGGCUGAAAGUGUCUUGGAUAGUGAUUCGACUGAAGAUGAAGAAUGUUUUCUGAACAAUUACAUUCCGAAACCAAAAUCUAAAAACAACUUAAAUGAUGAACCGGGUCUUUUGAUGUACAAGAUGUCUGGUUCUGAUAAGUUAUAUUCAGACUUUGAGUUUCCUCUGGAGAAUGUUAAUGUGAACAAAUUGAAGAAUGUUUUCAAACUGGUUGAAAUUGAUUUGUCUGAAGUGGACGGUUUGAAACAGACAAAGAGACAAACGAAUUUUGAGAAAGAUAAAGCUUACUAUAAGAAACCUGUUAUUCCACCACGUUUUUCUAACAACAAUCAAAAUAAAUGGUCGGGAGGAUAUCAGGGUGGUAAGAAUUAUCAGAAAAGGAAUGUUCAGAACAAGAAGUUUGCUGUGAAAAAGAUCAAAACUGAACCUGUUAAGAAUUCGGUAUCUAAAAAUGAUAAAUUUUACCAACGGGUUGCAUCACCUCAACAAACAUGGAAGCCAAAAGUUGUUGAAAAGAAAGAUGAUUCACCAAAGGUGUCUGAAACCGAAAAAUCAUCAUCUUCUACCAAGAAGAAGUAUGUACCCUUGAAGUUUUAUGAAAAACAAAAAUCGACUUCUGAAAAGAAGUAUGUGGUGAAGAAAAAUCAAUCAGUUGAUCAACCUCAAAAAGACGAAUUUUUCUUAUUCAAAGAGGUUGAAGUUGAAACUGUUGAAAGCCUUAAAAUGAAUGAUAAAAACUUUCCGCCACUUUACACUAAAACGACUCACCUUAAUUUCAAGUUACCCGAGUCAAAAGAGGCUUGGGUAGCAUCAAAAUCUCAUUAA